GUGCUAGAGAGAGACGGAGAGACAGGCAGGACCCCCUGACGAUGAGGAUGGUGAGGAGGAUAACGACGUCCCUGGCUGGGAAAGGGAAAGGUACCUGUCUGAGGAGCACCCAGCGGGCUUGGGCGGCUGCCUGCCGGCUUCCUUCCCGGGCUCCUCCGGCGUCUCCCUCCUCUCCUUCUGCCUGACACCUGUCAGCUGGGGGAGAAGCGCUCAUGGCGGGAGCGGCUCGCGCCGGGGCUCAAACUUGAGGGAGAGCGCGCCAAAAAGAAUAGAUCUAUAAAAAGAGUGAGGCGGGGUGGGAAGCGAAGUGCAGCGGGGAAAGGAUAGCCCCGAGCGACCCGCCGCCUCACUGAGAGAGGGAGAGCACAUGGAGGGGAAGGGGGAAGCCGCCUCAGAGCUUUCGCCUCAAUGUUUUCCAGCAGCAGCUGUGACAGAGAACCUCCCAUGGAGCCCGGAGGGAGAGGAGGGACAUUGGGCGCCAUCUUUGAUAAGGGCUAAGGGACGUUGCGCGGUCGGGUAAGCUGCGGCAACUGUGAGGGGAGAUGGACUUGGGAAGCUUUCGAGGCUUGCAGGAGUUUUAUAUGACCUCUUUGAGCGUUUCUUUUCAAAGUGGGGAAGACGUGGUCUGAAGACUCUCCACCACCAUAGCAGAAGGAAUAUAGCCGACGAAGCUUCCCUCUCAUCUCUAUCGCUCCUACUCUGUGGAGCCAUAGGAAGACUGGGAGGAACUUCACCUGUUGAUUUUUCUGCCCGUCAUGUUAAGGCACAGUAGCUCCCUCUUUAAAGAAAACAACACAAAAUCGCUAUGAAAACUUAAAAAGUAUAAAUAUUUUAUUUCGGCUUCGGCUCGGGAAAAAAUAUCAGGCUGAUGUUGAAUAUAAUUUUAACGAGAGAGAGAGAGAGAGAGAAGUUGGGAUAAUGAUCUCAAAUCAGGGUUUGGUUUUUGGUUUUUUUGGGGGGGGGAAUAUUUAAAUGCCCGGAACCAAAAUGGAGACAGGAGGGUCCAGGUUCUCCGGCAUCUUAUCUACGGGCAGGGAAAACGAUAGAAGGGACGUGUGAUGCUAGGCCGCCAUUUUGUCUAAGGGCAAACCAGUGACUCUCUAGAAAGCGGCCUUGGCUGCCAUCUUGCUUAUGGGCAACGGUAUCCAGCGUGUCGAGUGAGGGCAACCGAGGCGUUGAGUCGCGGAGCUAUGAUGCCAUCGCAGUUCGUCUCACCAUGCUGCUGCGCUUGUCAGCGAUCAACAGAUUCUGAGCUGUAGCGGCUUCCGCUGUGAGAUUCGCGUUUUCCCCCUGAAGUAUUAUAUACCUGCUUACGGAAAGGCAGAAAGUUAAAAGGUAGGUCCUGAUGCUGCAUUCCUACUGAUUUUGCCGAACUAGAAAUGGUCAUUGUACUGAAAUUUAGCUAAAUUCUGCUUCAAAUCCCCAUGGCAUCGUUACAGACAAUAAAUGUCCUUAUUUACUAAAACAGCAAAUAUAUGGAAAAUAACUGCUCCUUAGGUUGUAUAUGCUAUAGUAACGGUGCAGCUCUGUGGUUGCUUGCUGAGAAGUAAAUAUGCUUUAUAAGAAUGCAACUGCAGCACAGGAAAAAUCACGCCAAUAAUUCAUUCAACCUAUGAGCUGCCUCAGUGCUGCAGGGAAUAAAUCACCUGGGGGCUGCUGCCUGAAUUCCUGAAAUGAGUCCCCUGGCUCUUUAUGGGGAGAUGGCAUGGGCUGUUAGGAUCUUAUGUUGCAAAAUAUAAUUGAUUUGCUGUUAUCUUUUAAGGCAGCUUUUAACUGUGAUGAUACUGGCAAUAUUGAGCAUCAUGUGGGAAUUCUUACAACCUUUUAACAUAUAUACUGUUUUCGGAAAGCAGUGAAGAAAUGUUUACAAUUGUUUCUUUCCCCUCCCCAGCUUUCACUCUGAUUCCUGUACAUGCUGCAUAUCUGGGAGGGAAAUCUUACCAUCAGUUCAUACUGUGUGGUGGUGUCUACUUCAAUCAAGCCUGACAUGACUUUGGAAUCACAAAUACAUUUUUUAAGAAUGAAGAAUCAAGUAAAAUGAAUAUGUUGUCAUCAUGCUUUUAGGCUCCAUUUACUUUCUUCGCCUCCUGAAGGGCAGUACUGGUCACUUCAAGAACCACUCUAAAUAUUCUGUAUCUGCAGUCCUAAGAUCUUGUAGUCAAACAAAGCUACAGGCAUUUUUCUUUGCAAAGCACCUGAGAAAUCCCUGUGUUGUUCCUCAUUCCCAUGGAGCCAUUCAGUCAUGGAGGUUCUUUUCCUGUAAGGUAUGCCAUUUGAACAAAUCUUUCAGCCCAGUCGAUCCUCGAAUCCUUGUGUAGAAGGAUAGAGAAGACCCUAAAUAGUUCAUAGAUCAGAGAUCUCACAUCCUUUUUUCCUGAUGAGCAGAAAUCUUCUUCCAUGUGCAAACAAAGUGAGGUACACUGACAAUCUUUAUGUUUGCACAAUGUUUACAUUUACAAUGGUACCUUCUGUUCUGAAGGCCAAACUAGAAAUGACAUUAAUAAUAAUAAUAAUAAUAAUAAUUUUUAUUUAUACCCCGCCCUCCCCAGCCAAGGCCGGGCUCAGAGCGGCUUACAAGCAAUAAUAAAAACAAGAUGAAUGAUUACAACUUAAAAACAAAAAUAAAAUACAACAUUAAAAUAAUGGAACAUUAAAAUAUUAAAAUGUAGCCUCAUCGCAGGAGGAGAAGGAAAAGAAAAAAGAGAGGGAGGGAGGGAAUCAAAUUGGCUCCAAGCCAAAGGCCAGGCAGAACAACUCUGUCUUACAGGCCCUGUGGAAAGAAAUCAGAUCCUGCAGGGCCCUGGUCUCAUGAGGCAGAGCGUUCCACCAGGCCGGAGCCAGAGUUGAAAAGGCCCUGGCUCUGGUUGAAGCCAAUCUAACUUCCUUAGGGCCUGGGACCACUAGGGUGUUGUUAUUUAUGGACCUUGAUUGAGGCUCUCCGUGGGGCAUACCAGGAGAGGCGGUCCCGUAGGUACGAGGGUCCUAGGCCGUGAAGGGCUUUAGAGGUCAAAAGCAGCACCUUAAAUCUGACCCUGUACUCCACCGGGAGCCAGUGCAGCUUGAAAAGCACUGGGUGAAUAUGCUCCCAUGGCAGAGACCCCGUGAGGAGCCUCGCUGCAGCAUUCUGUACCCGCUGGAGUUUCUGGGACAGCUUCAAGGGCAGCCCCGCGUAGAGCGAAUUACAGUAGUCAAGCCUGGAGAUGACCGUCGCAUGGAUCAUCAUUAAUAGUAUAAAUGCAGUUAAAGUACACUUUUUGGUAUUUAAAGAGCAGCAAUGGAAGCCUAAGCAGCCUUAGGACCAUGGAGGUUGAGAAUGGGGGUUAAUACUCCCUCUGCCUCCCAUGAUCCUGACAAAGAUCACAUCUCCAAAGCUGCUACUUGCAGCUUGCAAGGGAAACCAUCAAUAGCAGCAAUGAAGACUUCCCUUUGGAGAGGCAGUACUUUGGGGAGUGUGAGAUAAAGAGAAAUAACCCCCACUCCCAGUAUGAUCUCAAGGCUUACUGAUUAUCCCCAAGAUUGAAAAAAAUUAAUUGCGUUCACAUGGUUAACAUGCUUAGUGUGCUCCUGACUUAACCCCCCUAUCAUUUGGUAUACAAAAUGGUAGUGGCCAAAUUGCUGCAAGGCCAAGUUUGUUGAGCAUAGUUCUACAAUGCAUGACAAAGAAUGCAGUUCCUACUUAAUAGAACUUGGCUUUUUGUGGCUUGUUUUGUACCAGGAUCUUCUAGAAUCAGAGCAGGAGAACUGGAGAGCUUGUUCAGCAAAAUAUAUGGCUAUGACAAAGAGGAUGAAACGAAGAUUAGAAGCUCAUUAUGACAAGUAUUCAUCCAGUCUGAGCAGCCCAGUGGUAAGAAAAUACAUGGGGAGAGCACUCCACAAGCAGGGAGCCGCUGCAUGUUGCCACCCUCCAGACCUCUAAUGGACAAGCCACACGAAGAAGAGACUCAUAUGAUGAUUGCAGGGUCUGGGUCGGUUUAUAUGGGUGGAGGCAGUCCAUGAGGUAUUGUGGUCCUAAGCCAUUUAAUCAUUUUAAACUGGACCUGGAAAUUAACUGGCAACCAGUGCAGUUGGGCCAGGAUUGGCAAUAUAGGCUCAAACCAUCUUGCCCCAGUGAGCAACCUGGCUGCUGGAUUCUGCACCAGCUGAAGUUUAUGAACUUUCUUCAGAGGCAGCCCCACAUACAACGCGUUGUCUUACCGUAUUACCAGAGCAUAGAUGACAGAAGUUCAGCUAUCCUUGUCCUGAUAGAGGCACAGCUGGGACAGCCCCAUGACAUGUUGAGAUGGCCCCAUGGUUGUCAUGGCAACCAUGAGGUCCUGAGCCAGUCACCUCAGCAUAGAUGUUGAAGUCCCCCAAUGCCAGCACUCGGGGAGAUUGCUAGGCAGUGAGCUGGGCACUAAACUAGCAGAAUCUGUCUCCAUUGCUCAGUACCAGGAACACAUACUCUAGAUCCACCCCCAACAUGAUAUAGAGAGAUAAUGUCUAUAGAUCACAGCAACUCCCCCACCCCGACCAUCAAAUCUGCCCUGAUGCUGCCCUGAGUACUCAGGGUGGGCACAGCUGGGUGAGAUCAAUUCCAUCCUGCUCACCCACCCAGGUUGCAGUGAUACAGACCAGAUUGACCUCCUCAUCCAUAAUCAGAUCACAGAGAGGGAGGUCGUAUUCAGAGCUGACCUGGCAUUCAGCAACAGCAGCCAUAGACCUAAGGGCUGGCUGAUAUGACAACCGGAAUUCUCCAGGUUGGAGGAGGGGCUGGCACAUGGCUCAGUCACUAUCACCCUGUGCUUUGUGCCCCUUAUCCAACCUACUCCACCUUCCACACCAUACUUUCCCAUACCCUGAACAGCUGUGAUUUGCCUCAGCUCCUUUCCUCUCAUCCCAGACACAUCUCCCCUCCAUCAAUAAAAAGAUACAACUAUAACAGCUGCCACCACCCCACACAAAUUAAAAACAAUUAAAACCUUCCAACAGCCUGGGUUGGAGGAGAGAAUGACCCUGCCCAUGGCCAAAUAUCUGGGGAUGCACCAGUAUCCCAGUUGUUUCUGUGAGUAAUUAGUAAUUAGGAUAAUUACAUUAAUAAACCUUAUUUGCUGAUGCUGAUUGUUUCUUAUUCUUUUUGUGUUCCGUAAACUUCAAAAGAGUUCAGUUUGUUAUGCAGAAGCUUCAGAAAAAUAUUUGGACUCCUAAUGUGAGAGGAUGACCUAAUUCUGCAGAUUUUGUCUUGGACUCUUGUCUGUCUUGAUUUUAAACAGAUUAGGUUUGGAGAGUAUGUUUACUUUGAAGAAAAUGGCUGCAUAUUUCGUUCGAAGCUGGGAGAAAUAGGUAUGAGUCCCUCUUGCUUUUGCCCAGGGUGGUUUCCUUUUACUGUUUUCAGUGUUUCCAUGCACAGUUUUAGCAACAACAAAAAAGGGCAGUCAAACCACAUUACAACAAAGAGUGAUUUAGCAAGGGGACAUGUUUUGUGUCCCUACCAGAGGUGCUGGUGGUGAAGACUCUUAAGGCUAUUGGACCUGAGGGAUUUCAGCAUCCAUUCUGUGACUUUCUUGUCUGAAGUAGUUUGGGAGUGCAUGGUCUCCCAAACUACCACUGGCUCUCCACCCUUGGUGGCUGGUGGAUCAGGAAGACUUGCUGAGGGAGUUUCCCACUGCUUUGCCAAGGCUUCUGCCAAGGCUCUAACCACAGCCUGAGAUAGGUAAAUAACUCCAAGCUAUCAAUAUAAUUGUUCCCAAAUAUCCUUGAUUCAAUUGUAGAGUCAAAUUAGCACCCUGAUACAGUUUUGUGUUGGCUUCAGUCCUUCCUGAUAGGUUGGACCCAGUAGGUGCUGGGAGACUUCUGUUCUACCUCAUGACCAUUGGCAUAUGAAGUGCCCAGAGUAUCUAUUCUGUCUUCUGUGCUCUUCAAUAUCUACAUGUAAUCAAUAGGCUGGCAGUUGUUCUUAUCUAAGAGCCAUAUGUUGGGCUUUGGUUCAUAAUCUGUGACACAGUACAUUUGAAACAACCUAAUUUUAGGGGCAAAAAUCUGAUGAUAAGGCCAGAUGUAAAGUACCGUAUUUUUCGCCCUAUAGGACACACUUUUCCCCCUCCAAAAAUGAAGGGGAAAUCUGGGUGCGUCCUAUGGGGUGAAUGCAGGCUUUCGCUGAAGCUUGGAGAGCGAGAGGGGUCGGUGCGCACCGGCCCCCCACGCUCUCCAGGCUUCAGGAAGACAUCCGCAGCCUGGGCAGCCCUGCGGGAGUUCCCGCAUGGCUGUCUAGGCUGCGGAUAGCAGCCUGUUUCCCAGAGCGCCGGGCGUGCUGAAAGCAGAGCGCCCGGCGCUUCGGGAACACAUCCUCAGCCUGGGCAACCCUGCGGGACCUCCCACAGGGCUGUCUAGGCUGCGGAUAGCAGCCUGCUUCCUGGAGCGCCGGGCGCGCUGAAAGCAGAGCGCCCGGCAUUUGGGAACGCAUCCGCAGCCUAGGCAACCCUGCGGGAGUUCCCGCAGGGCUGUCUAGGCUGCGGAUAGCAGCCUGCCACCCGGAGCGAGGGGCGCCCUGAAGCAGAGCAUCCCUCACGCCGGGCAGACAUCCGCAGCGUGGGGAGCCCUGCAGGAGUUCCCCGCAGGGCUCCGUACCCUGCGGAUAGCAGCCUGCCUCCCGGCGCAAGGGGCGCCCUGAAGCAGAGCGCCCCUCGCGCCGGGCAGACAUCGGCCAGCCCCACAAGCUCGGGGGACAGCAGGGAGGCGCAGCGCCGCCAUCCCGCUGUUCCUCGACCUGGUUCGGUUUCCCCGACCUGGUUUUGGGGGGGAAAUAAAGGGGGGGGGAAUUUCCUUUAUUACCCCCCAAAAAAACUAGGUGCGUCCUAUGGGACGGAGCGUCCUAUGGGACGAAAAAUACGGUAAUAAAGCUUUACACUUUGUCAAGCUUUUCUUUUGUCAAAAUUAUUGGGUGGAAUCCAGAGAGCCCCUGCUACAACUGGAAGGUAUUUCUCCUUAUGUAAGAGGGAUCGCCUAUUUCUACCAAUUUUCUCCAGUCCGACUGCAACAAUUCAGAUUUCAUCCCACACCAUUCCAGAGAGUCCUCUGUGUUUAAAAAGCCAGCCCACCCCAUUCCAAAGGAGUUUCCACUGCAGAAGAUCAUCCAGAGUGGUAAGCUUUUUGGGUUGGGCAGGCUUCUUGCUAGAUAUGGAAUCUUUAUCACCUGGACAGUACAAAUAUUGCCAUUAGAAUUAGUUAAGAUAGCAUUAUCAAGCAAAAAAAAAAAAAAGUAGCACAGUCUUAUUCAUUCAGCUGUGACAGUCUGUGUAAUCCUAUACAUGUCUGCUCUGAAGUAAAUCUCUUUUAAUUCAGUGGCACUCAGGUAAGUGGGAUUUAGAGCUGCAUUCUAAUUCCAUUUGAAGAACUGGGACAUAGAUUUGUCAUACCUAAUUUGUUCCAUGACUAUCUUUAGCUGGAUCAACGUGCAUGUAUACAUUGCUACUUAAUAGGAAAACACUGCAUUUAUAAAAAAAUCACAAAAAGUACACAGAAACAAUAGCUGUUCUCUGUAUUAGGUUUACAGUAUUGCUUUUUCUUUCUUACAUUGUAGAUGAAGGAAACAAUGAAAUACUGCUUAGUACAGAAGCACUACCGUUUCAUAAUUCCCUUAUCCAACGCAUCCGAAUUUGCCCAGAUCACAGAUAUAUGGCUGUUGCGAUUAAAAGUGCACAUUCUGAAGAGUCCGCGUGUAUUGUUGUGAAAUUAGACACAUUACCAAAAGUUGAAUGUAUCAUCCCAAAUGUCUUUAGCUUUGGUAAGCUGUUAGCAUAAACCUCUUUCCUUCGUAAUGUAAUAUAUCUCAGAUGGAAGACCAGACUGUUAUUGAAUCUUCACAACAUUCAGGUUUAUCAGAUGUUGCCCAUGCAUUUGUAAUUUGUCUAAAUAGAUCCCUGUUUCAUCCUCCAAUUAAAAUAAAACUAAUUGUGGCAUUUGUGUUGCUGGGAAAGAAAUUUGUGUCACUUAUAAUGAGUGAUGUCACGGGCACUGCUCAAUAGGCACUUGCAAACAGGAGUAAGUUGGCUUGACAGGACAGGGUGGCAGUGAGGUGGGAGCUGCAUGGAUGCACUGGCAGGAGGGCCAGAUUAGGGCUGUGUGUAUGUAUCACAGAGCCAAUUUCACUGCUGCUCUAUCCCACCUUCAGACCGUUCCAAUAAGUGGCAGUGACGUUGCUGUCAGGAGGGAGGAGUUGCAGCACUGCACCAACUGCUUUUGCUCACAGCUGCAUCCUCAAAGCUGCCGUGUUUAUGCUAGCUGUGAGGAAACUUUAAUAUUCACCACGAUAAAAUAUUUUGCAUCAGGUACUGUGGGGGAAAGGAGCAGGAAGAUUAAAUUGAAGAAAGAUGACUAAAUCUAACUCAAUAAUGAAAAACUGUUACAUGCUUAUUGUGUAAGAGAAGGAAAGGUUCUAAGCCUGAACUGGUUAUCUGUUGUUCUUCACAUUAAAUUCAAGCUUCUAGUCAGUGACUGAGAUCCAAAGGGUCACACACAGACUACAGUGCGUGCUUGGAAGAUUUUUUAUUUUCACAUUUUCUACUUAGCAUAAAUGAACACAACAGAUUUCUCAAAUUCCAAAACUAAAAUCCUGGUUCCUUCCAUAAUUGCAAAAACACUAAUUUGACUUUCCUUCUCCCCCCCCCCCCGCUCCACCCCCCAGAAUGGGCUGCACAUGAGAUUCUCCUCUAUACCACCCAGAAGAACCUACAGUGUCAUCAUGUGUAUUUAUGCGAUUUUAAUAAAAAACAUUCUGAGCUUGUUUAUACAGAACACGAUGCAAGGUAACUGAAUAUAUUGAACAGUUUUCUCUCUGUGUGAUCCAUUUUGUAUGUAAUGAGAAACUGUGGUUUGCUUUAGCCAGGAUCAAAACACUACUGUCAGUAUGCAGUGGGAGGUCUGAAGGAGGAGCACGUGGACCCAAAAAUCAUUUCUAGCUUAAUAUUAGGGGUGUGCACUGACCACAAGAUUUUGUUUGGACCCUGAUUCCGCUCUUUGGAAAACAGCCUGCCUUGGUCAAAAGUGCUUUGGAUGCUGUCUGAUUCGGCUCAACAUCUGAGUUCAGGGCGGGGGGAGAUUUCAUUCCCUCCCCCUUGCUCUUGGGAAAUCAAAAUGUAUAUAAGUGGAGCAGCAGAUCUUUGCCCUUUCUAAGUAAUUGGUUAUAAAGUAUUUGAAGAGUUUUAUCAUAUGCCCUCUCAUUCUUCUCCAGACAACACAUAGGCAGUUCCUUCUCAUUUGCUCACAGGGCAAAUGAAUAUAGGCUUGGAUCCAGCCAGGUUACAGCUCAAGCAAAAGGCCUUUUUGCUUAUAUAGUGGAGGUCUUCUGAUGUUGGAUGUUGGUUGCUUCCCUACCUGCAGCUGCACCUCUCCCACUCCCCAUACUGUAUUAGGUACAAUUCCCAAGCAUCCCUCAAUCCUCAGAAGCAGCUCUUCAUAAGGCAGCUGCAAGGGAGUUGGGGAAGUCCUGUUUCAUUCAUAGAAUUCUUCUCGUUUCGUAGAAUGCAAACCAUAUUGAUUUGGCGCACUUAUCUGUGUGCUGAAAGUAUGCAACAAGAGCAGGUUUUGAUCAAAUACUUGUGUGUUUUUUUAAAAAGCAGAAAUAUUUCUUUUUCCUAAAAAGAAGGAAGUAAAGAUCAGCUUGUAGUUUUCUUGGAAGAGUUACAGUUCCGUUGACAAAGAGGCUAAUUUGCUGGGUUUUAUGCAUAAAGGGUCCACAACUUUCUAAGUCCUGUCCUGCAUUAGUUUGUCCGUGCCCUGAUUUUUAGUCCUUUGGAAAAAAAGCUGAAUAAAUUUUUGACUAACCUCUUGUUCUAAUAUUUCUGUCUUGAAUCUUUUCUUUACCUUUCCUUCCAUGAAGCUGACAAUCUGCCUUUUCAGAAAGUUGUAAAAUAGAUUGUGGAGCCUAAAUUCUACACAUUACUGUACAUGAGAUAAUGGUUUAAAAGGAAACACAAACCUGUAAAAAUGAAACACGAAAAUGUGAGAAUUGCAGACUAAAAGAGAACAUUAAACUCCAGAGUUACGUAAGGAACAAAACGAAUGCACUCAGAGAUAAAUAGGUAUUGGGUUGGAUCCAGUCUUAUUUGGAUUUAGUUCCCACUGAAAUCAGUGGACUUAAUUCAUGACAAUUUGCCCCAUUGAUUUCCUUGCCACCUAAGUCCAACUAAGUCUUUAUCCAACCCAAUAAACUUUUCAUGUAUUGUUAGAUAUGGAUGUGGCUUGCAAAAUUCCUCAGUGAAAGUAAUAUGCAGUGAUUCAAUAUUUUGAAAGAUUUCGUAUUCUGGAGUAGAUGCCAAGCUAUGGUACUCGCUAUACACAUCCAAAAAUGUGAUGAUGAUGUAGUCAUGACAGGGAAAGGACCGGAGCCCAGUAGCCAAAGGUCCCAGGUUCAGUCCAAAGCAUCUCCAGUCAAAAGUUGCAUUACCCUGGGGGUAAUCAGUCAAAGGCUGCAUGCCAAAAGUGUGCAGCCCUUAAGCCAAUGAGAUGGAGCCAGAGCAAAAAGUGGGUGAGGCAGACUGCUGGGGGAGGCACAGAGGACUCCUGCCAGAGAUCUGAACUGAUUGUUUGCCAAGAGGCAAAUACAGCCCCGCUGUGGGCUAGAUCAGCAAAUAGGAAUCUGCUUUACUGAGUCAGACUUUAUCCCUAGAUUCAUGUUACUGUAAAUGGCAUUGGAUAGCACCCCCCCCCCAUUUUUUUGGAAACUCCUGUUAUCCAAAUAUCUUGGCUAGCUCUACUGGUGAUGUUUGCUAAUAGUUUGUUGUUUUCUUGCAGAUAUUUUGUGGAUCUCUACUGCACGAAAGACAGGCGCUUUCUGACUAUAAACAGUAGUAGCAAAAAUUCCUCUGAAGUGUGGUUGGUUGAUUGCCACCACCCUUUUGAGUCUCCGGUUCUUGUGCAACAACGAACAGAAGGAGUCAUUUACCACAUUGAACACAGAAACAAUGAGUUGUACAUUCUUACUACAUAUGGAGACCCAGUGGGAUACAAGGUAUAUAGGCAGAGGCGGAGCUAGCUUCUCCAGCACCAGGAGCGGCACACAUGCUGUGCACCUGGGGGCGGGGGCUAGCUGCCUGCGGGGACGGGGCGAGCGUCCCAGGGGGGCGCCGUGGCGAUAUCACCCCCCUCAGGGAUGACACUUGAGGCGGACCACACCCACCACAUCCCGCUUCCUCCACCAGUGGGUAUAAGAUGCUGAUAUGCAAGUAAGUGUUUAGGUUGCUUCAAACAUCUAGUAGCAAGAGAUCCAAACUAUUCAAUAUAGUAAGUAAGUACUUCAAAGAAAAGUAAGUACUUUUAAAAAGUCCAUACAGUGGUACCUCGGGUUAAGAACUUAAUUCGUUCUGGAGGUCUGUUCUUAACCUGAAACUGUUCUUAACAUGAAGCACCACUUUAGCUAAUGGGGCCUCCCGCUGCCGCCACACUGCCACUGCAUGGUUUCUGUUCUCAUCCUGAAGCAAAGUUCUUAACCUGAGGUAAUAUUUCUGGGUUAGCAGAGUCUGUAACCUGAAGCGUCUGUAACCUGAAGCAUAUGUAACCCGAGGUACCACUGUAUAUGGCUUUCAGGUGCAUGGGCCUGGUCCCUAACAUGUAUCCUCUUUUCCUCCACCCAGGGGACACACAAAAAAUCAUUCAGAGGAGACUUCCAGCCAUUGGAAUGAAAUGUACACUUUAAACUGAAUGAGCUCAACUAGACUUCUGGAUUUUGUAGUGUUGAGUUCUAGACACCUUCAUUAUUAUAAAGAUAGGGUGAAGUAAGGAUAAUGAGAUGGUAGAUUCCCUGAUCGUGUUGGAUGGCUUUAAAAGGGGAUUGGACAAAUUCAUGUAGGAUAAGGCUGUCAGUGGCUACUAGCUGGGAUAACUGCAUAUGAAUGCCAGCUGCCGGGGAGCACAAGUCCUGCUUCUCGAUUUCUCGUAGGCAUCUGGUUAACCACUGUGAGGACAGGAUGCUGGACUAGAUAGUGCUUUUGUCUGCUCCAACAGCCCUCUCCUUAUCUUCUUCAUUACUUGGAAAUGUAAUAGAGAAAGCAAGCAAGCAGGGGUACAAUGUUUGAUCAGUUACAUUAAUCAAUCUUUGGAUUGGCUUAAAAAUGCUUUCUAUACAUUUUGAAGAAUAGAGUGUACAUUAGAUGCUUUCAGUACAAUGUGCACUUAGGAUGUGCGUGUUUCAAAAAUACAAGCUCUGAAAAAAAUGUAAUAAUUUGACAUUACUAAUGACAAGCAUCAUAAUGCAUUUUCCCACCAGUGCCUGCACCAGUUUUCAAUUUAUUUUGAAGUUUUAUUGUGGUUUUAAUUGUUUUUAGUUAUUUAGAAACUUACUGUUUCCCCCACCCCUGUAACUCUUGACAGCAGAGCAGUCACUUAGCACACUGAGGCAAAUAUGAACAAGGUUAUAUCCUUCAUGUGAAGCAAUGCUUCAUCAUUCAAUAGACCUUCCACUUUACUUAUUUUAUUUAGUCCUUUAAAAACUGGUUGGUUGAAUUUUAAAUGCAGCAAAUGGAUAUCCCUUCUCCAGCAAAACUACACAAUCCCAUUCAUUCCUUGAAUAGCACCCUCACGGUAGGUUGGUGCUAGUUCAAGUACAGACCUAUGAAAUAAUUCUAUAUUUUUGUUAUUAUGUAUUUGAGAAAGAUGGCUUUGAAAUUCCAUUGAAGGAGCUUCUGCUACUAUUUCCUAUUCUCUUUCAUAAAAAGCAGAAGAGUUUUCGACCUCCAGGGUUAGUAUAGAUCUAUCACAGUUUCCAUCAUUAAAUUCACUUUCAUAGUAUACAUUGUUCUAGAAAUGCAAUUCUGUCCAUUUCCACUCCUUAGCUCUGGUGCCCUCGUGGACUCCAUUUCAUCUUUUUAUUGUCCUUCCUGCUGAGAUAUGUGGAAGCUUAUAGGAAACACUGUAAAAUAGUUGAAAAGAAAUAUAAAGUAUUGCUCAGCUGGGCACUUUCUUGAUUUAUGGCUGGUAUUUGAGGAGAAACUGAAAACGUGUUACUUGGUUGGUUAUUCCUUCUUUUGUUGCAUUACCCUCAAAUGAUCAAAAUUUAACAUCCAUAUGCAGUAUACUGUAUAUACAUGACCUCCUGCUACAGAGGACAGUGGGAGAGAGAUUAUAGGUUUACCAUUUCAUCUGAAGACGAGUCGGAACAUACUUGUUCAGAUGCCAUGAAGCAACUAAGCACUACCUCUCCGGAAUAUCCAGAACUGUCAGGGGUAACAUUACACUAAGCUGCUAACAUGUCACCUAUUGCUACUGUAAGGAUAUUAGUAGUUGGGGAAAAGAUCAGCUUUCUGAAAAUGUUUGAAUAUUGCAUAAUUUCCAUUUUUUACAUGUAGGUGUUUGGACUCUUUGUUUUGUAGCUAAUGAAAGCUCCAGUUGACUCAUGUGGUUUGGAGAACUGGCUGCCCAUUUACACAGUGAAAGAAAACACCAAAUUAAUUGACUUAGAGAUGUUCAAAGACUACUGUGUUGCAUUUCUGAAGUUCUGCGGUCAUCUGUAUUUAGAUAUUUUUUCUUUUGUGUCAAACUCAGUUCGCAACGUUAAGGUAAAUGUUUUGAUUUAUAUACCCACCCACACAUUUUUAAGCGUAGUAUUUUAUUGCUCAAGAUUAAUUUAUAAAUUAAGGGCAAGUUGUAGUUUGAACUGGGUUUAUCCAGAUGCCUCCAGGGAUACACAAAAAACUAUGAUAUAAUCAAGGUAACAUAAAUAGUGGUACACAAGGUGUGUUUUUUUAAGCUGGAACUCUCUGGAACUGAGUUCCGGCACCUCUCAAGUGGGCACCAUUGCUAUUAUAAGAGAACACAGGAGGUGUUCAUGGUGAGUUCCGGCACCUCUUUUUCUAGAAAAUUAGUACUGGUUGUACGUUUCAUAUAGCCUUAUAGUGCUGACUGCAAGGGUGAUGGAUUAUAGUGUGGAAAACUGAGUAUUUUGGAAAGUAUCAUUUUAGAUCAUAGUAGAUCUAGAAACAACAACAAAACAUUGUGACUGCAGUUGUAUAACCACUUACCUGGAACUAAACCUCAUUGAACUCAAUGGAAUCUCUGACUUUCUAAGGAUUCUGAGGGAAUGGUUAUCAGCAUUAUGGAAUUACCUUUUGUUUCUGUAGCUCUCGCAUUGCAGAUUUUUAUGCUGUGAGCAUAUAGGAUAACAACUACAUUGUGCUGCCAUUAGCCUUGGUUAAGUGGUUGCUUAUAGUAUCAGCCUGUUAGGCGGUGACCCAAAAGUCCUGAGCCCCUGCCCCCACUUUUAAAGUGUGUUUUACUUUGUUUGUAGGGCUGCUACCCAAUUCUGGUUCAAUGAUGGAAUAAAGUCCAAUUGACUAAUGAACAAGAUGAUCAUUUUAAAAGCUUUAAUUUAGAAGUUGUUUUUAUGAUGAAAUGGAGGAAGUUGUGCUGUUGAUUGUAAAAACCAUCAUUUGCUCCCCCAGAUUUGUCUCUGUGGGACAGUUUUGGAGCUAGCAAAAUGUAAUACUGAGGUCCAGCACCAAGGGCCUUCUGGCGGUUCCCUCACUGUGAGAAGCGAAAUUGCAGGGAACCAGGCAGAGGGCCUUCUUGGUAGUGGUGCUCGCCCUGUGGAAUGCCCUCCCAUCAGAUGUCAAAGAAAUAAACAACUAUAUGACAUUUAGAAGACAUCUGAAGGCAGCCCUGUUUAGGGAAGUUUUUAAUGACUGAUGUUUUAAUGUAUUGCUAAUCUUUUGCUGGAAGCCGCCCAGAGUGGCUGGGGAAACCUAGCCAAAUGGGUGGGUUAGAAAUAAAUUAUUAGUAGUAUUAGUAUUAGUAUUAGUAUUAGUAUUAGUAGUAAUAGCACAGCUAUUUCCUAAAUGCUUAUUUUCAAAGCAAAACAAUGUUACAAAAUAUUGGGUGGUUUUGUAGCAUAAAUGAAAAAUCAUUAGUGGUUUAUCUUACAUACAUAAAACACAAAGUGAAUCCUUAUACCUGAACCAUUAUUUAUUUCCAUAGUAAAUUGCUGCAUACAGUCUUGAAGUAACCUAUAUAAAUAACCCUUUUAAUUAACCAAAAAGCCUCGUUUGUCUAAGAUUAUUAGAUAAAAUUCACCAUAUUUCCUUCCUUAAAGCAUAACUUUGUCAAUCCAGGCUUUCUUUUGAACUUUAUAAAUCAAAGGACAAAAGCUCUGCUCUUAAAAACCUUAGGCUAACUCCUGCCUUAAAACUCAGUUAUCUGAAAAUAUUUCAAAAUUUCACUUAGCAUACUUGCAAUAAAAGGGUAAACUUACACACUCCCCAACCAUUCUCCUAAUUGUAGCAUUCAAGUUAAAUAUAGUACCCAUUUUGUAGGAUUUUCUAGACUUUUUAGAAUGAUCCUCUUCAGGUUUUAAUCAAUUACACGGAGUGCGGUUUUUCUGUGUAAAGCUUUUUGACUCUGACUGCCACAAUUCCCAAAGCCUUUAUCAACCUACUAACCAGAACUCCUUAAAAGAAAGUAAGCAGUGGGUAAGAGACCCUGCUGCUCUCAGAGAAUGAAUCCUGAUUCUUUUCAUUUCUAGGAGUGUUAAGUCUUAAAACAUAAUAGCCCUGAGUUUCUGAGUGUAGCUGUGCCAAAAAAAUGAUUUUGUUCUUCACAGUGGCUAGCGCUGGGAAUAGAGUCAGAGGCAAGGAUUCUAAGUGGCUGAGCUCUGCAAAGCCGAUGCAUGGCCUCAGUGCAAUAACUGACGUUGACUUGGCUGCAUUUCAAGCUGGAUAGAGUGAGAGAGCAGACAGAGGGGGGGAGAAGAAAGAUUUUCAAAACUUCCUAAUAAUACAGGGGUGUCAGGGGUCGGUAAGACAAACAUCCCUAAAACAGAUACAUAAGCAUCACAAUGGCUAUGUUUUCUUAAUGCCAAUAUUAUCGUUUUUAAAGGUGACUUGAUUGCUUUGCUCGCUCCCUUUGUUUCAAAACAACGUAAUAUUCUGUUUUCCUCUUGCAUUAUUGUUGAACCUCAUUAAGCAGCUUUUAAGGAAGGGGGAAAGUUAGCUAAAUUGUUGCCUUCAUUGUCAUACUGUUUCUUUUGACUUUUUUCCCUCUUAAUUUACGGAGAGGAAGAGAGAGGGGGGAAAGCAACUCCUGGCAAACACAUAUGCCAAAGUUAAUUAAGCUUGAAGUUUGAAUCCUUUCAUCAGAGGGGAAGCCUGGGAUUCAGUUAUGUAGAGAAAAUCUCAAAGACUGGGGAGGGGGGUAUUACUAACUGUGGGUUUUUUACUCCCAGCUACCUGCCUGGGCCUGUUCAUUUGAAUUGGAUCCUCAUCCUGAGUACACCGCCAGCACUUUCUACUUUUGGCUCCUCUCCCCUGUUCAACCUCCAGUACGUUUUGCAUAUUCAUUGAUGAAAAACAGCCUUACUGAGCACACUGAGCAAGAGGUGCCAGUUACAAUGAAUUGUCACACUGUACGAUUAGAAGCUAAAAGCAAGGUAAGACUUUCUGUUCUCUUCCUGCCCUUUUUAAAGCAGCAACUGGAAGGAAAAUAGAAAUUGACACCAUAUAAUGGCCUCUAGAUGUGCAUAUUCACUAGACCUAUGAGUGUUUCUUUUCAGCCCUGCAGAAAGAGAUUCGGGAAGUUUAAAUUUGCUUUUUUCUGUUUUUACUUUUUGAGAAUAUUGAAGGUGAUGGUGUUAUUUCUUUAGGCAAGAGAGAAUGUCAUGGCACACAAGACUUACUGAGUUGUCUCUUAUCACAUUAAUACUUGGUUUAUCCUGCUGGAAGAGAAGGACAGCUUGACAUCACCUGCUCCUACUACAAAUAAAAACAACCAGAAACAAGUAACAUGUGCAACAGGAAAAAAAUGUUCACGCAAAAAUCCCCUCCCACAAAUUUUUUUCCUGUGUGUUAAAUCUUUAUGAAAUGCACAGGAGAGUAAAAUAACCUGACUUUGCGUUAUGUGUGUUUCAGUCACACAGGGGAAAAUUCAUCUCAAACCUACAAGCUUUAAGAAAAAUAUAUAUGUAUAUAGAAAUGUUAAGUUUAUAACAAAAGCUUUGCUGCUGCACUAAGUGCUAAGCUGCUCAGGUCAUAAUGCAGAUGGGUAUCAUUAGAGGGUGCAGGAGGAGCCAGUUGCUUUCAUGGUUUAUAGAUUUCUCAGGUGUUGCAUUUAAAUGAGUUUUUAUGCUCCACAUUGGUAAACGAACCCAGUGGCAGGCUAAUCUUCGUUUCAUUUGUCAAGAGUGCUUUUGCGCAAAGUGCCAAGGAAUUACUGUAAUAAGAAAAACAUGUUUAAAAUAUGUAAUUGAAGCUUUUGUACCUGUGUAUUCCUAGUGAACUUUGAAACAUCCUUUAAUGCAAAAUACUCCCUCAUUUUCAGGAUGAAACUUGCGUGCCAAUUACAGUUUUUCAUAAAGCCAAUUCUAAAGAGCUGCGCAGGAUGCCACUUCUGGUUCAUGUAUAUGGAGCUUAUGGCAUAGAUUUGAACAUGAGCUUUAAAGCAGAAAAUUUAAUGCUAAUCAAGGAUGGGUGGAUAUUAGCAUACUGUCAUGUUAGGUAAGAUCUAUACACUAAAAGCCACUGUCUUGUGGCUUCUGUUGCUUGUGAAAAUGUGAUUGUUAUAUUCUCAGUGCUUGAAAUUUUCCUUUUGACUGUAAAGUUUCCCAUUCCAUUUGCAAACAAUUUCCUCCUAAAUUUAUGUUACCUACUGUUUGCUGAUAAUUUCUUAAAAUUUCUGUUGCUUAGAUGAAUUCAGUUAAAUUCAAGGGAUGAAAAUGCAACUGUUUCAGUUCUUUGGCUUAGUGCAAACUGAUUGGAUUUUUGAAAGCCUUUUAGAGAUCUUUCAUACUAUUCCUGUGGUAGCUUCCACUAUAUAAGGCUUUUCUUUCACCAUGUCAUAUAAAAUUAUAUUCUGAUAUUGCAUUAGCCUUGUGGUGAUUUACAUUCACCUAAAAACAAAUAAUGAAGGAUAUAUUUGCCGACAAAAGAAGUCACCUUAAUUUUUUAAAAACCUAUCCCAUUAACUAAUUUUUCUGUCUUUUUUGUGGCAGCAUAUAAAGGACUUUCAGCUGUUCCACAUAGCUCUAAAUAACCAAUAACAGCAGCUGAAAAUAAUUCAAAAGAAAAUAGUUUCUCUCUCUCUGCGUGAUUUUGUAAAACAACAAAAUAAACAAUAAAAUGUAGUUAGGCAAAUCAUUACUGGUUAUUUUUUGUGACAUCACAGUAAAUACAUAGCAUAUCUCAGGAUGCCAGGUCCUCAAUUCAGUUUUUAUGGAAUUGACAAAUAUAAAACAUAAAUAUAUAAAAAGUAAGAUUUCUCCCCCUUGUUGUAACACAACAUGGAAUUAAGCCCAAUUUGUUUCAGUGGAAUUUAAUUCCCUAUAUAUGUUCUUGGGAUUGUGGCCUUGGGCUGCCCUUGGUUUCAAUAGGACAAAAAAAGAUAAAUCAUUUGGAAAUGUAUUCUGUGCCAGACUUUUUAAAAGAAGCAGAAUUUGUGCAGAAGCAAAAAGAAAAAAGAAAAGGCCCCAAUGUUACUCAGAAGUGGGCACUAGCCUGAGUAAGCCAUGCUUCUUCUUUUUGUACUUCUGCUAUGAUAUGGGACUAGCGGGUCUCAUCUGUGUGCUCUGUGAGUCCAAACAACCCCUGGAGCUCACCAGUCUGAAAUUACAGCAGAAGUGCAAAUGACUCCCAUAUCUGCUUCCCUUCCUUCCACAUAAUGUUUAAGCAGGCUUUUCACCAUCUCAACCUUAUUUCCAAAUCCGAAAACUGCUCUGGGUGGUAGGUCUUACCUGUAAAUUUAUAAAUGCUGUUUGUUUGCAUUGUUUCAAGAAUGUGAGCAACUUUAUACCUCUUUCCUAAUUAGCGAACCUGACUAAGGUAUUGAAAAAUAUGUGCUGAGUUUUAAAAUACAGUAGCUUAGGCAAGAAAUAAUAAUACAAUCACUGUAAAAUGAUACUUUGCUGUCAGAACAGUUUUAAGAAUUUCGCACUGCCUUGAAGUGAAUGAAUAACUAAAUAAAUAACUUUUCUUCAGAAUACUAAAUGUAAUGGGUUGGGUCCAGCUGAGCACUCCCCUGAAUGGAAGUCCUUGCAUUUCCAAAGAAGCUUUAAGCAAAGGCUUGUAGGGACAAAAGAGGGAGGGACAGCGCUUGCCAAUUUAGGUUGACCAGGUGUCUUACUUUACGGAGGACAGACUUCUGUUUGAAAAGCUGCCCAUUCCAAGUUCAGUUUAAUGUUUAAAAAAUAAUAAGGGAGAACAGUUAGCUCCUAGACAACAGUCUGAGGAGACACAUAGGUCACAGACUCCCCAACACUGCUGAGAUUAUUUGUAUUUCUGCUUAAAUUGUUGCAAUCAUUUCUGAGUUUGCAUACAUAAAUAUUAGCAUAUGCACAUUUUGUGCAAAUCAGUGCCCUCUUUCACCCUCUCUUUCGCUAUGGACUUCCAAUUUUUAAGUGAUGCGUAAAUAAGCACCCUAUGCUGCUUUCCACCUGCAGCCCUCUGCCCCACCUCCCAUUUUCUUCCAGGGGUUCCCCGGUCCUCUGAAGCAGGUUUUCAGGGCAUGGAAGAGAAAGAAAGGACCUGCAAAAAUUGCCUUGUCCCCUUUCAUAUGCAAAAGUUGACUGCACUCACGCAUGGAUCUGUGAAUCUAGCUGUUUUAUCACUUCUUUAGCUGUAAAUAUUUGACAGAAACAUGUGAAAGCUUUAAAAAGACAUCAAAGCACAUGUAUUGGCCCAUUUAUGACAUAGGAAGGCUUCCAUAUAUAUUAGAAAAUGAUGGUUGUCUUUUAAGAGAUGUGUAACAUUUCUCAGUAGUUUCAUUGUUGUUUUAUUUGUCAGAGGUGGAGGAGAGUUAGGCCUGAGAUGGCAUAAAGAUGGCAGUACCACAAAGAAGCACAAUGGUAUUCAAGACCUCCAGGCCUGCAUAAAGUUGUUACAUGAACUGGGAUAUUCUCAGCCAGCGCUUACAGCACUGAUGAGUGUGAGUGCUGGAGGAGUUCUUGCAGGAGCUCUCUACAAUAAUGAUCCACACCUUAUCAGAGCUAUGGUUUUACAGGUGAGAUUGCUCCUACCACAUUUCAUUCCACUCAAGUGCAAAGGUUUUUGCAGGCCGCCUACCCCUGCUUAAAGAUCAGAGUGAAGGGGACUUAAAAGGGAAGUGAGAAAAGACUUGCAAUAGCUUUUGCAAGUCUCCCUCUCUUCCCUUUUAAGUCUCCAGCCUCACUUUGAUCGAAAAGUGGUGGGGGUCCCCUCAGAGGCUUUUGCAAGCCUUCCCAUCCCCCGUUUAAGAUAGCAGCAAAAAGGAAUUUCCCCAUCUCUGGCUUAGAGGGUCUGCACCGGGUGUUGGACCAGAAAGACAGACUUAUUAUUACGUAUUUAUUAAAUUUAUACACCGCCCUAUACCCACAGGUCUCAGGGCGGUUCACAGGAGAAAAUCAUGAUAUAAAAACACAAAAUACAUAAUCAAAAUAAAAAGAAAAACCCAAUAACACACACACACCCCACACCAAUAACCACCUUGUUGUCCAGUGGCAUCCCUGGCCCAGGGAGCCUCUGCCGUGGUGUUGGAGAACUUCAGUAUCCAUAUGGAGGUUGCCACAGAGCCGCCUUGGGACUUCAUGGCAUUGCCUCAAAGGGUCAUCAGCCCAACAUGUUUGGCAGGACACACUGUUGGUGUAGUUUUCACUCCCAAGUGGUAUGAGAAAUGGACCACAGAUUGGGGCGGGGUUGGGGGUGCAAUGCACACCCUUGUCAUGGUCAAAUUGUUACAUGGUGAAGUUUGAACUACUUGCAGCAAUUUCCCCCUGUAAUGGUGGUGGGCCCGUUCCAGAUGUUUUCCCUUCAGAGACUGAUGGCACCUGUGGGGUUGCUGGACCUGUGGGGUUACUCUGGGGGUCUUGCAGCAAAGGUAGUUGAUGAUCUUAUUGAAUUUGCUUAUCCAUUUGCUAUGGGUAACAACAACAUCAACAACAGUAUUUUUAUAUGCCACCCAUCUGACUGGGUUGCCCCAGCCACGCUGGGUGGUUUCCAACAAUUAUAUCAAGAUGGAACAGGCAUUGUAGUUAUUUAAAAGGGCUUACAAGGAUCUCUCAAAAGUGGGUGAAUGGGCAAAUGAAAUUCAGUAAGCAAAUGAAAAAUAUUUCUCCUCAGAUGUGUUAACCAUUAAUAUGCAUGAAGAUUCUACAACUAAUUUCUUACAACGACCUAAUUAGAGGACCUGGUUAGGUACACUGGGAAAUAUUGGCAAGCUUACAUAUUAUAUCUGGUUUUUUCAUUUUAUAUAGUUAGUUUUCUGAAGUUGUGAAAAAAAACCAUUCAUUUUAUUCACAGGCCCCAUUCCUGGAUGUUUUAAAUACAAUGUUGGACCCUCAUCUUCCCCUAACUAUUGAAGAACAAGAAGAAUGGGGUAAUCCUUUGGUUGAUGAGACUUGCAAGGAGUAUAUCCAAAGCUACUGUCCCUAUCAGAAUAUUAGGCCACAGGUACCAGUUCAUCUAUUCUUAAUACCUGUACUACAAAGUGCAUUUCAAGCAACUGGGGGGGGGGGAAUGAAUCUCAAUAGCAGUUUUUACAGUUCAGAUAGGUGUUUUUUUUAGGAAUGGUUGUGAUCCAAGCCAAGUUAAGAACCUUCAAUAGGACGGUACUAAGAAAGUGCUUUAGGCUGCGGAUCUGUACACGCUUACCUAGGAGCCCUAUUAAAAGCAAUUAAACUAACUUCUUAGUAACAUAUCUAGAAUUUCCCUGUAACUCUUCAUACUUACAAACAUACAUAAUUUUAUCUGUAUGGCACCUUUCCACAGUUCAAACCAUGCUCAAGGCAGCUUACAACAUGAAAAAAUGCACAAGUCAUGUGCAACCCCUAGCAGAAAGUAAGUUCACAGGCAAGCCCAAAUUAUCCAGGCUCCUUUGCAAAGUAACGAGACAUGGAAAUGUUAUUGCCAAGAUCAGAUAUAAGCCUAAGUAGAGAGAAAGCAAGAUUAGGAGAGAAAAAAGCACCACAUCACAUCCUUAACAUAACACAUCUCUCAGUUGUGUUGAAAGAGAGAGGAAGAUGAAUUGCAGCAGCGAUGGGCUGGCAAGAUUUGCCUUUGAGUUUCUUUCCAGUCUCAGUCAUACAAGAUGUUUACAGGGGGGUUUUAACAGAAAGCAAGUGCAGUGCUUUACUAAGUCACAGAUAAAAUCUUUUCAUAAUUGUCAAAUAUGACUGGCAUGAGUGGUUUCUUCAUCUAUAUAAUCAAAUCUGUGAAAUGCUUCUCUCCUGCUGACAUUGCAGAGCGACUUCCACCCAGUUAAAAAUUAAUUGCUGCACAGUAACUCCAUCCUGCUAACUCAGACAUUUCCUCUCCUCCCCAACCCCCCUCCCUUUGCUCUAGAAUUAUCCUUCUGCUUUCAUCACAGCCUCUGAAAACGAUCAACGCAUACCUCUGGCUGGGUUAUUAAGAUACAUCUGUAAACUGAGAAAAGCUGUACAAGCUUUCCAUGCCCAAGACAACUGCACAAAAGUGAAAGGUAAAAUUAGAAAUCUGUGGUAGGCUGGAUCAUUAUAUGAGAAAUUGUUGCAAUGGAAGGACUCUUGCCCCAAUCCAACAAUAACAUGCAUAUGUACAAAUAUUUUUGUCCAAGCUGAAUUCUUGCAAUCUCUGAGCAAGAGCUAUGCAAACACAAAAUUAAAUAAGAGCUCUGCAGUUGCAUCAACCUUUUCUUCAAGGGAUGGGGAUGUGGGUCUAGAUUCAGUUUUCAGCUUCCUUCCCCAUCCCUCCAUUCCAAACAGAUUAUUGGUACCACUGGAAGAUCCAAUUCAGGUCAGAUCAGAUUAUUUUCCUGUUCCUUUUUUGCGUUUGCUGCUGCUUGCACAUACAUUACAAAGCAACUGAAGCAAGAACUACUUUAGGACUCUUGUGUGACUCAGCUCAAGGCUUCAGUUCCUCAUGAGUAAACAGAGAAGGGUGAUGGCUGGAUCUUAAGUCACAGUCAUGGUGGUUGAAGGGCUGGGUCAUGAGGGCUGAAAUGCUCAGUAGAGAUUACAUGGACAAACGGGGGUUUCUGCUGUGUGGACAUCUACCAUCAUCGGAUGGGCAAGAUGAUGAGGACACACUUUUUACGAAGAAGCAGAUUAAAUCAGACCAGCACACCUUUUGACCAGAAGCUUGAUAAAUCUCCCAAGUCCUUGUUGAAUGUACAUAUGGGGAGUGGUAAUGUUGGUGUAAAUGCAUUCUUUGCCUUAAAGUGCAUCACAUGGAAUGGCUAUUAUGAUAAUUGUCCUGGCAAAACCAGCAUCUGGGUCACUUUUUUUUUUUUUACGGGAUGAAUGACCAAAAUGAGUUUAUAUUACGAAAGUGCUUUGGAGCGAACAGGUACAGGAUACCUUCAAAAUAUUCCAUCCCCAUCAGUCAUUAAGCAUAACAGGUUGUGACAAAAUACUGAAUUUACUUUCAUCACCAGCAGAGUAUAUACUUGUUUCUACAAGAAAAACACAGCUUCUCCCCCACUCUUGUCUCAUCCUUUGUUGGCCUUUUCUGCUUGUUUCAGGACUUCAGAUGCCUAAUAUUCUCUUAGAUGUUCAGCCAGGAGGCAGUCAUUGUGCUCCAUCUUGGGAUGAUUCUUUAAAUCAGGUAUCCUCACUGUGCUCUUUUUUGCAAUCAACAACAGAAACAGCACAGAUCAGUGUUAUACACUGCGGAGAUAAUUGCUCUCAUGUUGUGAGAUAAAAACCGAACCUUCAAGGGUCGUGAACGUUUGAGGAAUAAUAUGUAUGCAUGCACAGUGUUUGUGAUUCCCAAAUAACCAUCUCAAAUCUGCACACCACCACUUAUCUACCUAGCACCAUCUCUCCUGUGAUAUCUACACACAGGGCCAGCCUUACCAUUAGACAGAAUGAAGCAACUGCUUCAGGUGGCAGAUGUUGUGGGGACAAGCAAAAGCACCCCCAGCUGUUCCUCCUGAGCCUGCCAGCUAUUCCCCUUUGUUGCCAUAUGGCCUCUCCUGCAGUCCCUAAACUGGCCAGCUACCUUGGGUGCAUGGGGGAUGCUAUCCUAUCAUCAAUGUGGAAGUGAAAUUCAGUUGUCGGUCCAGGUGGUAAGGGGACGUCCUGUUGCAAUUCAUCUCAGGCAGCAAAAUAUAUUCGACUGGCCACGUCUGCAUGCAUCGCCUCUCAUUCCUCUCCCUGGUGACUUACUGGGGGAAAAACACCCUGUAGGGGGUUUAGCAUGUAUCCUGGAAGGUUAAAGGGAAGACUGAGCAAAACAGUUGAAGUGGGUGAAGCCAUUCAUAAGCACAGGUGUUUUGUGGCUGUCCGUUUUAAGAUGAAUGCCCCAAAGUCACCUUGAAUAGGCAGGAGGAGCUGUUAUGUGAAUUGGUCAGUACAAGCUGAUCUUGAGCCCAGUACCUACCUAGACCAGAUGUUAAAAGAGCAUUUUCUUGUGUAUGACAUUAAUGCUUCUUGUGCUUUAUUUAGUGUAGACAUAUUUUAUUUGUUCUGCUUUCUACUCGUGGGUUUUAUACUUUUCUCCAUAAUAAAUAAGAGGCCCCUUGUUGGAAAAAAGAGACCCUGCACCUCUUUUUCCACAAAUGGAGAUGCCUUCUAUUCAAUUUGGAUAUCACCCAAGAAAAAAAUGCUAUAUCUAUAAAAAAAACUAAUUGGUCAUCAUCCAACCAGAGGAAUCCUACAGAUGGCAUUUAUGCAUUUCUUCUUGAGACGCUCUAGUCAUGAGCCAGAUUGUCUUCACUAGCAUCUAGCAUCUGUUUUGGGGGACUGGGGUGGGCAGAGGCCUGGAUUCAGCCAUUACCCUUCCACCACAAAAGCUGAUUGGUACUGUUGAAAACAGGCUGACUGCACUGUGCAAGGAUUGAGCUUCUUAAAUCAUAUACUGCAAAUUCAGCAAGGAAGCUCUUCCACUUUCAUUCCCCCUACACUGGUAGCAGUACUCAUAUGGGCUUCUUACUAUGUAUAUCAGGAACAUGCUAUACAUACCCGUGUAUAUGUAUGUUUUUUCUAAUUAUUUAUUAAUUUAGCUCUUUUGUACCUUUGCAAGCAGUUCUUGGGAGCCUUUUUUUUUUUUUGCUGAAAACAAUCAGUUAGAACAAAACACGAAGGAAUUUCAGCGUGCGAAAAAGCAACGUUCACAAAAAUAAUUCUUUGUUGCUUUCCCCCUGCACAGUUGAAUUCAGCUUGUCUACUUAGCAUAGAGUGCGUACACAUGAGCAAGACACUUUCUUCAUCCACUGGCUACAGUGGGAAGAAGCAAAGCAAUUUCGAAAGCAUUUUUGUGACACCGGCUUCAGACUUGCCACUGCUGUUCUAGUCACAAGCUGUGCUAUACCUGACAGUAAUGCUCAAUUCACAGGAAGCUUUUCUGAUCUCAGUGAAAAGCCCAUUACAACAGCUGCCAUUUUAUAAAGAGAAUUGAGCAGGAAGAACUCUGAUUACUGUACAGACUGCAAGAGAACCCACAUUAUUAUACCCAAUGUUACAGGAGCACGAAUUGCACUGGGAGGGAAGCAGUGGGGAAAGAAGGAGUUAUACUUCUCUGAAAUGUGCAAAGUGCUAUGAAGUGUCUGCUGGUUUUUUCACAGUGAAAUGUUUUUCAUUGUUUUAGGCUUCGACACAACUAGCAUUUUUGUACAAGGAGCUUGGACUGGACAAACGGCAGUAACUCUGCAAAGCUGGAAUUUUUCUCCCAAAUCCUAAGGCCAACGGAAAUAGUUUUGAUGGAAUAAGAAACUAUUUAAACUAAUUUUCUAUUUAAAACAGGAAUGGGAAAUUAUUUAAAAUAAUCUAUAGGGUUAUUUUAGAAUUGGCUAAAGUAUUCCAGAGUAAUUUUUCAUGAAUUUGUAAUUUCUGUACAUAUUUUUUCUUAAAAACUGAAAACCCUGUAUACCUCCAAAUGUCUUUUUUUUUUUUUUUACAAAAUAAAAAGUAUGUUUACUUGAAUU
Podarcis lilfordi (Lilford's wall lizard) is the source of this 25821-nucleotide messenger RNA. The record is from the annotation of a GenBank genome assembly. NCBI's taxonomy places the organism in Eukaryota, Metazoa, Chordata, Lepidosauria, Squamata, Lacertidae.